Trichomonas vaginalis G3 is the source of this 1527-nucleotide messenger RNA. RefSeq lists its product as uncharacterized. The record is from RefSeq and is a predicted model, not a curated record. The transcript has a single exon. NCBI's taxonomy places the organism in Eukaryota, Parabasalia, Trichomonadida, Trichomonadidae. Bases 1 to 1527 code for a protein of 508 amino acids.
AUGGAUUACAAGCCAUCUUCUGAAGCGACUAAACAGAAUAUUGAUGCAGUGCAAAAUGUUUCUGGAGAGACAGAUGAUGCAGCUAUUGUUGCAAAAUUUGUCGAAUUGUUGCCUAUUCUCAUUGAAACGGAUAAGAUUAGUGUUUUAGAUGAAAUUGGACCGCAACUUUACAAUUGCUUCACGUCAAUUAGAGAUUCAAGUCAAUUAGUUGAGUAUAUUACCGAAGAUGCAGUGAAUGGAUUUCUAAAAUUAGUAGGUGAAACACAGAAGAAGUAUCCAUUUCCAGAACUAUCAUGUUUAGAUCAUGCCAUAUUAUUACGUAAUGAAUGUAUUCCAUUAAUAAUACAAAGCGAUAUUUUCGAAAAACUAAAUCUUUGUCUUCAACAUGCAGAAGAGCUCAAUCAAAUGGAUGAAUUCAAUAUAUUUGGUGUUGUUAUACGUAUUAUACACAAUUGCGCACUAUUUGAUCAAGAAACAAACUUUUAUAUUAUUAAUAAUUCGGCAUUUCAUGCAUUACUACAGAAAUUAUCCAAUUUUAUAGACAUUUAUUCAUUCGAGGAAGAAAAUAAGUACCAUAUCCACCUCCUAAAUUACAUUUUAGAAUGUAUCAACACAAUUGACUCCAAAAUCGAAGAAAUUCCAGUAGAUUACUUCCAAUCAGUAUCUGAACUCUUUAGGACUAUUAUUUCCAAUAAAAUUUAUCAAAGUUUUUCUCAAGUCCAAGAUUUCAUAAUUCGACAUCUUUUUUCACCGAUGCAAAUAUUUAUAAUAGUGCAAGUCGUUAUAGAAUGUAUUAUUACACUUUUUGAGGAAGAACUAGAGUUUAAUGAUGAAAAUCCGUCAGGAAAUGAAAUUUAUCUGUUACUUAACGUAAUUGUUGAACUAUUCAAUGCCGUUCCACCUCCUAUUAUAUUAGCAAUUGAUGAGAAGGAUGAAAAUGCUGAAAAAACUAAGAAAAAUAAUGAUAAUUUUAUUCAUCUCAGAAAAUAUGUUGAAAGAGUCACAACUCGUCUUGAUUAUGAUUCUAUAUUCCUUUAUGCAUUUAACCAUAAAGGAAUAAUGCAUCAAUCGGACUCAGAAAACGCAAAUGAAGCUUUUAAACUUUUAGCAGCGAAAUCUUUGUUUGAUUGCGAAGUUUCUGCUGAUAUUUCUAUUGAAAUGAUCCUAGAAAUGUGUGAUAUACUUAUUGAUAGUAGUUCUUUGCAAGGAAAAGAUGCUUUUUCUGCAUUUUUAUUCUCAUUUAUUUUAUAUGCACCGACAGUUAUCCUUGAGCAGCUUUUUAUUAGUUGUGAAGUUGGUAAUUUCAUAGAAUGUAUUGAAGGAACAGAUCUAAAGGCCUUAAAAAUCAUUAUUUUGGCUUUUGACAGAUUAAUUAACGUAAUUGGAAUUAAUAACUUUGAUUUGGAAGGAUAUAAGUUCUUAAUGAGCUCUGUAAUACCGGAAUACCUUGAAGACGCUCUUGAAAUUCAACCAGCUUUGGAAUGGAGAAUUGAAUCUCUCCUUUCCAAUUUCGAGUGUGAGAAUUAG